AUGGACUCGGACGAGUCACGAGCUGUCUUGUUUGCAGUCGAAGACGAUGAGCAAGAUCAAGACAUCAACCAGCAAUAUCACAGCCAAGGACAGCCAAGUACUAGUAGAUCCCUUGCGGUGGACACUAUCGCUGCUUCUGCUAUACGGCCAUCGACCGAUAGUGGAGAUUCUCCUAUAACGUUUGAACACGUUGGACUGCCUCAAAAUGUUGGAAUGUUGGGACGUCAGCAGCUCGAUGCUUCGCUCAAACGGAAGAAACGGCCGUCUAUUGGCUUUCUGAAUGUGCCCAGAAGUGUAGAUCAGCUCAGGGUUCGAAUGGACGAUCAACCUAGUAACGAUUGGAUGACCGAUGGAACUGGAAGACGGGUUGUUUAUCAGGACUUUACUACGAUUGAUUGGAUUUACGAUUUCGCGAAAGAACGACAACGAGUUCGGAAACUCAUGUCCUUAGAAGGCUGGAAGGGUCAAUGGACUCGUGUAUUUGAUGCUUCUCAAGCAUGGUUGUUGGUUGGGGCUGUUGGUCUACUAAUGGGCUUACUUGCUGGUAGCAUUGAUAUCGCUACAGCAUGGCUAUCAGAUACGAGAGAAGGAUUUUGCUCUGCUGGGUUUUAUCUAAACCACAAGUUUUGUUGUUGGCAUGUUGGAGAAUACAAGGAAUGUGACGAAUGGGUCACAUGGGGACAAGUGUUUGCAUGGACUGAUGUUGGUAGAUGGGGAAUGCAAUAUUUAAUGUUCACUAUAUUGGGUGGUCUAUUUGCUGGUAUCUGUGCUAUAUUGGUUAAGAAUUACGCUCCAUACGCUGCUGGAUCUGGAAUACCUGAAAUCAAGACCAUACUGGGAGGAUUCGUGAUAAGAUCGUUUCUUGGUGGAUGGACAUUACUGAUUAAAACAUUGGGACUCGUCUUAUCAGUCGGAUCAGGUCUAUCAGUUGGAAAAGAAGGUCCAUAUGUGCAUCUAGCAUGCUGUCUAGGAAAUAUCCUCCCGCGAAUAUUCGACAAGUAUGCCAACAAUGAAGCCAAAAUGCGUGAAAUAUUAUCUGCAGCUUCAUCUGCUGGCAUAUCUGUCGCUUUUGGUGCUCCUAUUGGUGGUGUAUUGUUUAGUUUGGAGGAAGUCUCUUAUUACUUUCCGUACAAGACGAUGUGGAGAAGUUUCUUUGGAGCCAUGAUUGCUGCUAUAACGCUGCAAUUGAUGAAUCCGUUUAGGACGGGCAAGAUGGUUUUGUUUCAAGUAACCUAUGAUCGUAAUUGGCAUGGGUUUGAGAUGUUUCUGUUUGUGUUUCUUGGAGUCCUGGGAGGUCUUUAUGGGGCUUACUUCAUUCGCAUGAACUUGCGAGUAGCCAUGAUUCGAAGAACAUCAUGGCUUCGACUCGUACCUGUAUCCGAAGUCGUGCUACUAGCAGUCAUCACUUCCAUAAUAUGCUUCAACACUCGUUUCUUACGAGUACCCACAGUGGACCUCCUCGCCAACCUGUUUCGAGAAUGUGAAGAAGUAGAAGGAGACUUUCACGGUCUAUGCACCAAGAGUCAAGGAGGUGUCACAGCUGGUCUUCUAAUAAUAACAGCUCUAGUCAAAGCAGCUUUAACCACCGUCACAUUUGGUGUACGCGUUCCGUCAGGAAUCUUACUACCAUCUAUGGCAGUUGGAGCAUGUGUUGGUCGAGUAGUCGGAAUGGGGGCUCAAUACAUUCAAGAAACGAAUCCAACGUGGUUUAUAUUCAGUAGUUGUCCACCUGGUGGUGCACAGUGCGUGACCCCAGGAACAUAUGCUAUGGUCGGAGCUGCUGCCUUCUUGGGUGGAGUAACGCGGAUGACUGUGUCACUAGCAGUCAUCAUGUUUGAGUUUACGGGUGCUUUGACGUAUAUAUUGCCUGUCAUGGUUACCAUCAUGGUUGCUAAAUUUGUUGGAGAUGCGUUUGGAGCUGGUGGUAUAUACGAUGCGUUGGUACGAUUGAAUUCGUAUCCGUAUUUGGAUCCGCGAGAAGAAUAUGGUGGUCGUGAUACUGCUGCCGGUAUCAUGACUAGAGUGCAGGAUUUGGAAGUUGUUACCGCAACAGAAAUCUGCAUCUUCACUCUGCUUGAAAAAUCAACAGGACAUACAAUAAACUCACUUGAUGAGUUACUCAAGACUACAGACUAUAAAGGAUUCCCUGUCGUCACUGACUUUCCUGGACUGGGUCUUGUUGGAUAUGCUGGUCGUGCGGAAAUGCGAUAUGCUAUAGAUCAAGCUAGACUCCAAUCUGAUAUUAUUGGAUCUAGUCCUUGCUACUUCAGUGAUAUGCAGCUUUCAGGGAAUGAGGCUCCUCAUGUAGACAUGCGUGUAUGGAUCGAUCAGACUCCAAUGACGGUCUCACCACGAUAUCCAAUCGAACUGGUAUUAGAAUUAUUUGCCAAACUAGGCCUUCGAUAUGUCAUUGUGGCAGUAGACAAUCGUCUGGUUGGGUUGAUUACCAAGAAAGAUCUACUACGGCAUGUUGUUACAUCCAAUCAUCCAGAAUUUGAAGCAAAUCCAAUGGAAGAUGGACCGACAACUGGUCUUAAUAGAGAGUCUGCCGACUGGACUAGAGCAGCAGGAUGA
Synchytrium microbalum is the source of this 2574-nucleotide messenger RNA. RefSeq lists its product as uncharacterized. Gene Ontology annotation, biological process: transmembrane transport; chloride transport. Lineage: Eukaryota; Fungi; Chytridiomycota; Chytridiomycetes; Synchytriales; Synchytriaceae. The coding region runs from base 1 to 2574 and encodes 857 amino acids. Gene Ontology annotation, molecular function: voltage-gated chloride channel activity. Gene Ontology annotation, cellular component: Golgi apparatus; membrane; early endosome. The record is from RefSeq and is a predicted model, not a curated record. The transcript is spliced from 16 exons.